AUGCCCCCUGCUGCUAUGUCCUCUGCACGUCGCGCUGACGGUUCGUUGAAAGACGCCAGUGAGAUAGCGUGGUACAAUGAUGCCGAAGACGACUCUCCAAUGGUUCCUCCCCCUGCUCCUGCACACAAUGGCACUCUCAAUUUGUUUGUACGUCGUUCUGGUCGAGCGGUCAAACCCACAGAGAAGAUCCGCGAGACUCUGACUGCCAGCAGUACCUCAGCCAAACGGUCAGCUGUAGAACCUCCUCAGGGUGUCCCUGCACCCAAACGAGUGUUCGUUGGUACCAGUAGCAGAGAGGAUGACGAGGAUGACGACGAAGAUGCACCCGCACUUGAAGACGUUACAGAUGAUGAGGAAGAGGAUGCCGAGAAUGCUGAGAAUGCCGAGAAUGAAGAAGCUUAUCAACGGACGAAGAAGCUCGGCGACCAGGAUCGCGAAGACCGCAAAUCCCUCAAGAAAGAUGAACGCAGCGCUGACUUGACUACAGUCUUUACCUUUGAGAAAGGUCACAUCAACCCCCACACCCAGGAGCGUGAAAAUGGGUGGUGGUGUGAGGUAUGCAAGGCCAAUAAUGUCCCACUACACCAGUGCUUUUUUAAAGGUGGUAUCUCGACUAGACGCACUCACAUUGCUCGCCAUCCCAAGUGCCACUACCCAGUCUAUCACGACCGCUGCAAAGAACGGGGUAUCAAGAUGCACAAUCGUGCCAUACCUCGUGAUUGCAAGGCAACCGACAGUCAGGCAACCUUGGACGGCUCUCUGACUCCAAAGAUUCCCACGUUCAUGAAGUCCGGACUCAUGGAUUACAUCGUCGAACUCAUUGUCGCUGAGGACGAGCAAAAUUUCCAUGACGUUCGACUCGUGGACAUCUUUUCCUGGUCACCCUUUCCUAUCCAUUACAGCGCAUUACAUAGACUCCCCGAUUAA
Suillus plorans is the source of this 927-nucleotide messenger RNA. RefSeq lists its product as uncharacterized. The record is from RefSeq and is a predicted model, not a curated record. NCBI's taxonomy places the organism in Eukaryota, Fungi, Basidiomycota, Agaricomycetes, Boletales, Suillaceae. The coding region runs from base 1 to 927 and encodes 308 amino acids. The transcript has 2 exons.